Messenger RNA from Penaeus indicus, 526 nucleotides. RefSeq lists its product as uncharacterized. Lineage: Eukaryota; Metazoa; Arthropoda; Malacostraca; Decapoda; Penaeidae. The record is from RefSeq and is a predicted model, not a curated record. Bases 8 to 526 code for a protein of 172 amino acids. The transcript is spliced from 4 exons.
AUUAACGAUGGUGGCGUUGCUGUAUACAAUACUGAUAUGCACAGUGGCUGUUGUGCUGAGCACCCCGGCCAGCAACGAGAAAUGGAAGUUAAUGGGGAAGCUGCUGACUAACCCUGAGUUUGGAGCACCAACAGUCGAUGACUUGAUGAAGAAGACAUUGCCAACCCCCCUUGGAAACACCAUGUGUGCAAACAUACACCACCUCUGGAAAGCAAUGCCAGUCGAGAUGAAAGAAAGGGUCAGCGACCUCGAAACCUCUUAUCCGACGCAGGAAUAUUCCAGGCCUUGUUAUUGGUCUUGGAACGUUAAGCCUGAUGCAUGCCCUCCAUUAGGCACGUACAAUCCACAGAAAAGUAUUUGUUACCGCGCAAGACACUAUGUUAUCUUCGGAAGCAGGCGCUACUGUUGCGCCCCGAAACUCAACAAGCCUCCAAAACUGGAAGUACGACAUGUCUCUGUUUCUCAGACCUCUCCCACUCAACUUGCUUCCAGAAACACUAGGAAAUCAAAAACUUCUGAAAAAUGA